CUGAAGCCAAGAGAGUAUUUUUAUUUACAGCUGAUAUAAUAAUUAAAUAGUAUUGUUUAAACCGCUUUCCAUUACGUCGAUAUUUACUGUCAUUGUUUGCAAGACUCGUUAAAAGGUUUAUUAAUUUUUGUUUAUUUUCAGGAAUUUAACUAGACUAGACGAAAAGAUUAGGAAUGUUUCCGAACAAGAAGGUACCUGGUAAUGUACUACCACCAGCGAGGAAGCAGAGCCAAGGCUACAUUGAUGAUUUAGCAAAUAAGCAGAAAUUUGAACUGGAGGAACUUUUAGAGAGGCAGAAUAAACUUCUCGCCUGCAAAAAUUUUGUCUCCAAGCUUCCUGAUAAAGGAAAAAGGAUUAAAGACUUUCGUGACAGAAUAUUAAAAGAACUUCAGCACAAAGAUGAAAUUGAGAAAGCGGCCAAUCUGCUGUCGCGACUUAAUAUAGCGUGCGAGGGCAAAGCAGCUAUGACUAAACUGGAAUGGACGGGGAAGUAUGACAAUGAUGUAACCAAAGUUGUUGAAUUGGACAGUGAUGACGAAGAGGAUCCAUUGAAGAUAUUAGCUCAACCUACGGGAGCUGGCGUUCACAAGAAGAAAAUUAUACACGUCGUGUCCGAGGAGAGUCUCAUCAAGCCUGAGGAUCUAGACGAAAUAAAGUCGUUUGAAACAGAUCCUUUGAAUGUACAGCACGUGAGAUACAUCGUCGACAAAGUGGAAAAGGCGCGAGAGACGAAGAGGGAGCCAUUCCGACCGUACAAAACGACUAAGAGUAACGUGCAUGAUCCGAUGAAGGAGAAACAGAGGAAAUUACCAGAAAAUUGGGAAGCCACAGCAGCUACACCACCUCUUAUAGUCCACGGAGCAGCAAAGGUUUUGAGUCUUGAUGAAUCGUUCAGAUUGCAGCAAGAACAAACUGAGAAGCGAAAGAUAGUUCAAGCGAAGUAUGCAAUAGAACGUUUAACUGGUCACAUAGGAACGCACACGAUCGGUCCCGCGCCAAAAAAUGUUGGAAAUUAUCGUAUGAAUGAUUCGUCCCCUUCAUCUUCCUCCGAAGACGAAGCUGACGAAGUGCACGACGAGGAAGAUAACGAUAAAGGCGGUACAGUAGUGUUCACUGUCGAUUCCAUUGAGAGUUGAACAAAAUUUUCGUACAUAUGCACAUAGACCAAUUUUUAAUUGUAAAAUAUUAUAUAUUUUGUUAAUAAAAUUAUAAUAAGACAGAAAG
Molecule: messenger RNA, 1224 nt
Organism: Ooceraea biroi (clonal raider ant)
Lineage: Eukaryota; Metazoa; Arthropoda; Insecta; Hymenoptera; Formicidae
Gene: Polr2M
Product: RNA polymerase II subunit M
Biological process (GO): transcription elongation by RNA polymerase II; intracellular signal transduction
Cellular component (GO): nucleus; intracellular anatomical structure
Molecular function (GO): transcription elongation factor activity
Source: RefSeq, a predicted model, not a curated record